AUGUCAUUAUCAAUAAUUUUAUCAAAAAAAAACAUAUUAGAUCGAGAAAAAAUCUCACCAUUUGAAUGUGGAUUUGAUCCAAAAAGAUCAGCACGCUUACCAUUUUCACUACGAUUCUUCUUAAUCGCAAUUGUUGUCUUAAUCUUUGACGUAGAAAUCGCCUUGAUUACACCUACAGAUUAUAUCAUGAAUGAAACCAAGGUGCUUUACAAUGAGCGGAAUAGGGAUUAUAGUUAA
Messenger RNA from Gryllus bimaculatus (two-spotted cricket), 237 nucleotides. The record is from the annotation of a GenBank genome assembly. Lineage: Eukaryota; Metazoa; Arthropoda; Insecta; Orthoptera; Gryllidae.